This is a messenger RNA of Ostertagia ostertagi, 582 nucleotides long. Lineage: Eukaryota; Metazoa; Nematoda; Chromadorea; Rhabditida; Trichostrongylidae. The record is from the annotation of a GenBank genome assembly.
AUGGGACGGCGUAUCGUCUGGAGGGACGACGGGCCAGCCAGUGGUCUGGAGUGGGCGCCUCCAGUGAUGGUCGUGGCCGUGGUCACUUUAUUGGCGUCGACCCUAGACUUAAUGGCGGAUUUUCUGGUGAUCGCUGAAUUUCUCGGAAAUUUCCAUAGCAGGAUAGCAGUGGUUGCCGCUUACGGAUACUUCUUCUUCACUGGUGUGUCGGUAUUCGUUUAUAUUUUCGAGAUGGUCGAUGUGUGCCAAACGCUGAAGUACGAGGAAGAAAACGUGUUUUAUGCACGGCUAGCCAAGAGCCUUGUGUUAGCUCUGGAAGAGGUUCCCCUACCAGCUUUGCUCAACGUACUCUUUACGAACGAGCCACGACUCUCAUUAGCAGGGCCAGUGUUCUUCGGCUCAUGUAUCAAACUGGUCGCACUCUCUUGGGGACUGGUGAAAUUCACGAAACUCCGAUUCUUUUGGCCAUGUCUUCCGCUGAAUCCGAAGCACAAUUACAGGUACGUGAGUGAGCUGUUGGCAGACAGAAACUUUUCGGUCCUCAUCAGAGAAGCAUUUUGUUUUCCACAUGAGUACACGUAG